GAGAAAAACGAGAGAGAGGAUGAAGAUUGAAGGGCACUUUACCACUUUUAUAUGUUGCACGCAUCCAGAGCAGAAAACAAAAGGAAGACCCAGUACUACAACAAAGACCUAAGAAGAAGAAGAAAAGAAGAAGAAGAAGAAGAAAACUCUACAAAGUUAGCCAAAGAAAAACAACAAGGAAAAAGAUUGUACCAAAAAUGGGUAUGGAGGUACCCGACAGAUUAUGGAGUAAAAAGAGACUCUGAGUUGGGUUUUUAUUGGCUUUAAUUUUGCAUCUAUAUUUAACCCUUCAGCCUUUUUUUUUUUUUAUAUUUAAUCUUGUUAUUGAGUAAUUUACUCCAGACUCUCCUUAUUUCUUUUUUUUUUUUUUUUUUUUCCUUCCUUCUUGUAAAUUGUAACCUGGUGUGGGUGGUUUCAUUCAUUUUGUGGAGCUGGAGAGUUUUGGGUUCCUGAGUUUGUGGAUAUUUUGUUCUUUUUGGUUUUCUUAGAUGAAGGCCAUGCCCCUACCCUUUGAGGAAUUUCAAGGGAAGGGGGUGUUGGAUUUCUCUUCGUCUUCCUCAUCUUCUUGUUCAGAUUCAUCCCUGUUACCACACCAUACCCAACAACUGCAACAUAACUGGCAAAACAACAAAGAAGAAGGUAGCUGCUAUGUGGGCAGUACUGAGCCGACGUCUGUGCUUGAUUCCGGGAGAAGCCCAAGUCCACUAACCUCUUCCUCCACACUGUCUUCCUCUCACGGCGGUGGUGGCAGCGGCGGUGCCUCCACCGACACCACCGCUGUGGCGGGUUCAGUCUCCGGCAACCCCUCGGUAGACGCGGGAACAGAAAAAUGCGGCCUAGGGAUGGAGGAUUGGGAGAGUGUCUUGUCCGGGUCGCCUAGCCAAGAACAAUCCAUUUUAAGGUUUAUAAUGGGCGAUAUUGAAGACCCUUCCGUGGGAUUGAACAAGAUUUUGCAGCCUGCGAGUGGGUCUCAGGAUUUGGAAUUCAAUGCAGGAUUUGGUGUUGUAGAUCAAGGUGUGAUUGGAUUUGAAGCUCCGUUGAGUUGUACCAGUAAUCUGGCUACCAACAUUGACACUUCCCUAUCUUGUUCUACCCUUCCUGUUGGUAAUCUUGAUGUUCAAAACCAGUCUGCUGCCAGGUUUGCUUCUAUUUCAACCUCAAAUUCUGUCUUGUCAUCCUCGAUUAGCAACCUUUUGCCUGUAUCUCUACCUCAGAGCGUCUUUCAACAGCCGAUUGAGACGUUGGAUGAGAAGCCGCAGAUUUUUAAUUCCCAGAUGUUACUAAAUCAGAAUCAAGCUCACUUCACGCAGAACCCAGCUAUGUUUCUGCCAUUAUCGUACGCUCAAUUACAGGAGCAUUAUCCUUUGUCACCCCCACCACCAAAGCGGCUUCAUUCUGCUUCAAUUGGAUCCAACUAUCACCAUCUUGCAAAGGGUUCCUUUCCGGAUUCAGGGCAGCUUCAGUUGCUUCAACAGAGACCAACCACUGCAACAGCGAAACCCAGAAUGCUCAGCGACGAAUUGGCAAGCCAGCAGCUUCAACAAGCUAUAAUCGACCAGCUAUUCAAGGCCGCAGAGCUGAUCGAAACCGGUAACCCGGUACUCGCGCAUGGGAUAUUGGCGCGGCUCAAUCACCAGCUCUCCCCUGUAGGUAAGCCUUUUCAAAGGGCUGCUUGCUAUUUCAAGGAGGCCUUGCAGUUACUUAUUCACAUGAACACUGCAAAUUCACCGGCUUUGUCCUCGUAUAGUCUCAUAUUCAAAAUCGGCGCCUACAAAUCUUUCUCUGAGAUCUCCCCAGUUGUUCAAUUCGCUAACUUUACGUGUAAUCAAGCACUGCUAGAAGCUUUUGAAGGGUUUGAUAAGAUCCACAUUAUAGAUUUUGAUAUUGGGUAUGGUGGGCAAUGGGCUUCUCUGAUGCAGGAACUUGUAUUGAGAAAUGGGGGUGCCCCAUCUUUGAAAAUCACUGCCUUUGCUUCUCCAUCAGCGCAUGAGGAGCUGGAGCUUGGUUUUACUCAAGAAAAUCUCAAAAGAUUUGCUACUGAAAUCAACAUGGCGUUUGAUAUUGAAAUUCUGAGACUUGAGUCCUUGACUCCUGCUUCUUGGCCUCUGCCUCUCCAUGUAUCAGAAGGGGAGAUAAUUGCAGUGAAUCUCCCAAUUGCAUCAUUUUGCAAUUACCCAUCUUCCCUUCCAUUAGUCCUCCGCUUCAUCAAGCACCUUCCCCCCAAAAUUAUGGUCACUCUAGACAGAGGGUGUGAUCGGACUGAUGUCCCUUUUCCUCACCACAUCAUUCAUGCCCUGCAAUCCUACUGGGGCCUGCUUGAAUCGCUGGAUGCUGUGAAUAUGAACCUCGAUGCCCUGCAAAAGAUCGAGCGCUUUUUGGUCCAACCGGGGAUCGAGAAGAUCGUGUUAGGUCGCCACCGUUGCCUGGAAAGAACUCCUUCAUGGAGGAGUCUGUUUAUUCAAUCUGGGUUCUCACCAUUGACAUUCAGUAACUUCACAGAAUCACAAGCUGAAUGUUUGGUGCAGCGAACACCCAUCCGAGGGUUUCAUAUCGAGAAGAAACAGGCUUCCCUGGUUCUUUGUUGGCAGCGAAAAGAGCUCAUCUCAGCUUCAGCUUGGAGAUGCUGACGAGGAGAGGAUUGAUUGAAGGUUCUUGCCUGAUAACAUAUAUACUCUCUGCUCUAGUUUCGGUUAUUAAUUGUUUCUUUUUUGGUCUGGUUAAAUAUGUUAUGCUAAUUUCCCAGUUAUGUCGUUUUAGGCUUAUUGUUUCCAAUCAAGAAACUGAACAUUUUAAAAACUUGAUGGCUCUGUACAGUUUUAUUAUCUAUUUUCAAGUGGGUCGAUAACUUGGGAUGUUCAUGAUGCUUUUCCUGUUUAAGGCGGGGAUUAAUCGUUUGUUGUAUACUUACAACAAGAUAUGAAAACACAGAAAAUUAGGGA
Carica papaya (papaya) is the source of this 2939-nucleotide messenger RNA. Its product is annotated as scarecrow-like protein 6. The record is from RefSeq and is a predicted model, not a curated record. Lineage: Eukaryota; Viridiplantae; Streptophyta; Magnoliopsida; Brassicales; Caricaceae.